GAUGAAGCGGUGAAUCAAGUAAAGAAUUUAAAUCGAAAGAUUAUUCUAUGUACCGAUGAAAAUCUUUUAGAGAUGAUGGAACGAUGUUAUGAAGAUCAUAAGAAGGACGAUGAUAACUAUUUAAACUUUGGUGAUGUUAUUAUCGAUAAUCUUGAAUUCGAAGAUGGAAAAGUCAAAAAAAUUGGAAAAAUCUCUAUGCGAACGACCCGAUUUCAGCCAUAUUAA
Cetraspora pellucida is the source of this 225-nucleotide messenger RNA. The record is from the annotation of a GenBank genome assembly. NCBI's taxonomy places the organism in Eukaryota, Fungi, Glomeromycota, Glomeromycetes, Diversisporales, Gigasporaceae.